Seminavis robusta is the source of this 1512-nucleotide messenger RNA. The record is from the annotation of a GenBank genome assembly. Lineage: Eukaryota; Bacillariophyta; Bacillariophyceae; Naviculales; Naviculaceae.
AUGAAAGCAACCCCAACGCGAACGAUACUCUUCAUCUGCGCCCUGCUGGUCUUGGUGGUUCCUUCUGCUGCAGCGAGUAGAGUCAAAGGUCUCAAAGGAGUAUCUCAAAGCGCUAGCUCGGUCCAAACCAGAGGAUUGAAAAAAGAGAAGGAAGAAAAGGCCAAGAAGACGAAGAAAGCGCAGGGUCCCUCCACACGUUCCUGUAGAUCCACAACCAAGCCCAAUGAAGUAACAUUUGAAUGCAGAUCCGACACUGGCGACAAGAAGAAAGCCAAGGGUUCUGAGGACCCUGAGCAGGAGACUCGUGGGAUUUUCCUCACACCAGAUGAAGAGAUCAAGGAUAAGAUCAAGUACCGAGUGAAGACAGACAAAGAAAGCAUUCGGGUGAAAAUUGAAUACGAGAAAGAAGUUGAAACGAUCGACACUUCCACCGAGACAGAAACCGAGUUUGAGUUGACCUUUGAUAGAGUUAUCGAGUAUGUCAAGAGCACCCGCGAACAGGUGUCAGGCGGAGCUGAGCUCAGUGAAGCCUAUGACUGGGAUGCCGAUGAAAUUGUUCAAACCAUUCCCUUGAGACGGUGGGAUGAUAUCCCAGGCAUCACAACAGCCUCUGAUGAUGUGUUUUUCUUCACCGCCUCCACAACCCUUCCUCCACAAACCGGAGCGAUGCAACCGGGCACCAUCCAAUUCAACUACACCAUCAGUCAAGCAGAUCUAGGGGAACAGAUCACUGCCAACUCGAUGAAAAUUGAUGUCCGCAUCCUGAACUUUCCUUGGACCCGUGAUGACUCGUACGUGGCCCUGAUGAGCACAGUCGAGUCCAAGAAAAGGGUUGAACUGGAAUAUGACAACGAUGCAACUGUAGGAAAAGGCAAGACCAAGGAGACCGAAGACGUCGUCAUUUCUUUCUCAGAUGAACUGUCCGACAUGGGAGUCUCUGCGUUCGGAGCCUAUACAUGGGCCCAUGAAGCCGAAGUGACAUCGGAUGCCACGGUCGCGAGCGCCCGUCAAGGUGGCCGCCGGGACACCGAAGAAGAACAAGAAGAAGUUGAUGGACCGGAAGUCGUGGAGGACUCGAGUGCAAAGCCUGGGGCUGACCCCGCUGGUGGCCCGGCUGGUGGUCCAGAGCCCGCUGGUGGCCCUGGUCCAGAGCCCCCUGCUGGACCCGCCGAUGGUCCAGAGCCCCCUGCUGGGCCUGCUGAUACUCCUCCUGGCAUUGCCGAUGCAGUUGCGAACGGCAAUGGACCGGCUGAAGUAGAUGUGACGACCGAGGGCUCCACCACCAUUGAAGUUAUUGCCACUUCACCAGAAGCUACAGGAACCGAAAAUAAACAAAGCAUUGCUUAUUCCUUCGUGGGGGACGCGGCACACUCCGCUAAGGAAAUCUUUUGGGAUCCACAAGCCGGUGUGAGCUAUGAGGAACCCGUCGCAGAGUCAGCAGCCGGUCGUCCCAUGUCUACCAUUGGCUUUGUGGGAAGCCUUGCUGUUGCACUUGUUUACUUGGCUUGGUAG